Messenger RNA from Rotaria socialis, 753 nucleotides. Lineage: Eukaryota; Metazoa; Rotifera; Eurotatoria; Philodinida; Philodinidae. The record is from the annotation of a GenBank genome assembly.
AUGAUUGAACGAUGUCUCUAUAUAUUUCCGCUUUCAGUUUGUUUACUUGUACCAAUUGCUUAUUUUCUUUCUUUUACUGUCGCAGUUAAACUUGGGCAUUCUAAAUUUGAAUUUCCAUUUCUAAGUCGUUCAUCUACUGAUUCGCCAGAAUCAUGCAUUUUCUCGCAAAUCAUUAAUUUUGCUUCUUUUGUUCUUUUCAUUACUAUCUAUAUACGUUAUCGUCAAUUAUCUCAACUUAUUCGCAAUAAUCCAACAUGUGGCAAAAAAUAUUCUCAAGCAAAUUUUAUUUUUUUCAUUUGUGGUUUAACAGCUGCAUUUAGUUUGAGUAUUAUCUCAAAUUUUCCACAUGCUAAUGUAUUUCCUAUUCGAUUGUUUGCAACCUAUUUAACAUUCACUGCUAGUGUCGUGGCACUCUACUGUGAAAUGCUUUUAUCAUCAUGGAUUCGACCAUUAUUAUAUUCAAGUCGAGUAUUACCAAUUAUUCGAACUAUAAUUACAGUUAUAUCAACUUUGGCACUUUUUGCAUUUUUUGUUUUUCAAACAAUUACUGUUAUCAAAUAUGAUAAUGAAAAAAAAAUCUGGGCACCAACAAGUCCUGGCUGGAUGUAUCAUUUAAGCAGUAUUAUAUCAGCAUGGAUCUUAACCAUAUCUCUUCUUGUCUAUACUCUCACACUAAUAUUUGAUUUUCGUCGUAUCAAAGUUAUAUCUCCAAAAAUUUUUCUUACAGAUGAUAUGAUAGAUGAUCAAGAUUAG